Molecule: messenger RNA, 4951 nt
Organism: Chenopodium quinoa (quinoa)
Lineage: Eukaryota; Viridiplantae; Streptophyta; Magnoliopsida; Caryophyllales; Amaranthaceae
Product: keratin, type I cytoskeletal 9-like
Exons: 3
Coding region: 388-1044 (218 amino acids)
Source: RefSeq, a predicted model, not a curated record
CUCUUUUGGGAAUUUACUCACACCGACAUAUUCUCUCUCUCUCCUUAAUUUUCCACAAGCUUCUGGGUUCUUCCUUCCUCUGUUUCUCUCUCUAAACUCAUCUUCAACCUCUUUAAUUCUUCUACUAGUUGCACAAAUUGAUUAAUUUUUAGAAAAAAAUUCCUUGUUCGCAGCAGAUAGUCCCAACAACAGCAUCCCCCUUUUUAUUUAGACCCAAUUAAGACUUGUAUGGUGUAGAUAUGAUAUUUUUGCUACUAAUUUCUAUUUUCUCUGUCAUCUUAAAAAUCCGAUCUGGUUGCAUAUGUGUGAGUUCUUAGAUGGAUUUGUGUGGUUCUUCAAAUUUUAAAGGUAAUUCCACUAAUUUUCUCACUCCUAGCUUGUUUAAAAAUGUCCCAAAAAUCUCCUUGUUGUAGUACAAGUGGUUAUGGUAAAAGUGGUUGUGGUUACAGUGGUGGUGGUAAGGGUGGGCGUGGUCAGGAUGGUUGUGGUGACGGUUGUGUUUGUAAGGGUGGGUAUGGUCACGAUGAUUAUGGUUCCAGUGGUUGUGGUAAGGGUGGGUAUGGUCACGAUGAUUAUGGUUCCAGUGGUUGUGGUAUUGGUGGUUGUGGUAACGAUGGUGGUGGUUCCGAUGGUGGUGGUAACGGUGGUUCAUGUUACCGUAGUAAUGAUGAGGAGAAGGUGAACCUUAAAAAUAGCCACAAGUUCCCACCUUCCUCUGUGUAUUACCUUGAUCUUGAUGAAGCAUUUGGGGAUUGUACGGAGGAUGAUAUGAGUGGUGAUGAUGAACCAUAUGAGUGUAGCGAUCGUGAUUGUCAUCUUACUACUUCUAGUCGUGGUGAAAAUUCAUAUAGUUUGAAUGUUUCCUAUAGUUUGAAUGUUUGGAGGGAUUGUUUUGGUAGGUAUCUUGAUCCUUGGGAGAAUAAUAGUCAUUAUGGAAUUGGUGGUUGUGGAGAUGGAAUCGAAGAUGGUGAGGAGGUUCAAUCUGUGGCCAAGCAACCAACUGAGCCCCCUGUUAACCCUAUUUGUUAUGCUUCUGAUUCAUGAGAUUCUGAAAAUUUUCCCAUUGAUCGUUAUGUACCUAGUACUUUCUUUGGAUACGUAAGUGAUUCUUGUCAAUCAAGUUCCCCUCAAGUUGAUGGUGUUGCCUCUGGAUAUGCAAGUGAUUCUUGUGAAUCACAUAGCUAAGUUUCCUGAUCUCUAUUUACUUAUGUGUUUAAUUAAUUCAUCUUAAUAUUGUUUAGGUUAUUUAGAUUGUAAAACUUGGUUGGAUGCUAGCAACUGUGAUCUGUUGCUGGCCAGGAGUUUUGUCACAUGUUGUGUUUGGUGGUGUUGAUUGGAGUAUUAGUGUUGUUGGUGUUAGUAGUGGGAGUUUUAGCAUGAGUAUGGCUAGAUAUUAUUGUUAAUCUCAGUACGCUUUUGGUGUUUAAUAUGAGUUUGACUAUUAUUAAUCUGGAAUGAUAAUUUACUUGAUGCAUGAUUGCCUUGUUCAUUUACUUGAUGCAUGAUUGCCUUGUUCAUGAUGCUAAAAAUUUGGUGAUGUGAUGCAUUAUUUACUUGAUGCUUAUGCUUCAUGUAGUGGUCAUUACCACAUUCAUUUACUUGGUUUUGGAGUAUUAUUGUUUUAUCAGAUGCAUGAGUAUGAUUAUUAUCUUAAACCUUUGCUCUCUGUCCAUUUACUGUCAAAGUUUGAUAAAGUCUAUGAUGAAAGCCUUGGGUUUAUGAGACCACACUUUUCAUUAUGUGAGGUAUAGUGUUUGCCAUUGUUUAAGUCCACCCAAUCAUCAUAUGUGUUUGAGUGUCAACUCUUUGGGCAGAAUUAUUCCUUACUUGGGAUUGUGGUCAAUGAUUGUAUUUUGGGGACAACUGAGACUAAAACCAAUUGUUUCCUUUUUUUGAGAACAAUUAUGAUAUAUAUAUAUGUACUUGUUUUGAUGACUCUGUCCAUUUUUUUCCCAUUAUUUCUAUGAAUAGUCUAUGAUGAUAGUCACUUCAACGAGACCUUUUCCAAUAGCAUUUGCCAUUGACAAACAUCAUUCAAUACAGAGUAUAAUUGUGUUGAUGGAUGAACAUUCUUUAGGCAUAGCUGUUGUGAAAUUAUUGUUAAUGGUCAAUGAUUGGUAUGGGAAAUUUGAGACCAUUAUUUUCAUUUUCUUUUAAUCAAUGAUGAGACUCCAGUAUUUGUGGUUAUUAUCCCAUUUUUUAUUUAAUUUACUUUGUCAUUAGCUUCCAACCAUAUACACUUGGUUGUUGAGACUUGUAGGCUUAUGUGUUGAAUAAGUAAAGGGGUGCUGAUCAGUGAUAGAUGGGGGCUUCUGAGAUGAUUGUUUUGCAUGUUUAUGUUAUCAUAAGUGUGUGAGUAAUAAAGAAAAUGAAAUACAAAAGUAAAUUCAACUAAGUUUUUUCAUUAUAAAUUUGAAAUAGAUCAUACAAUUUCAAUUUCAUACAAAAGUUUUUAACUUUGCUACCCCCCAAGAAAGAUAAGACAAAAUAAGAUUAACAGAUUAUAUUCUUUCAUUUACUCACUAGUAGAAAAAGUGCUAUUUGUAACUGGCGUAUGUUAUGUUAGUUACGAAAGCAUUAAUAGUAACCGACUAAAAUAAUGCCAGUUACUAAUUUUAUGAUAUUUGUAACCGGCGUAGUAAAUGUAAGUUACUAAUAUGUGGUUUAUCAUUAUUUGAAGUUUUAUUAGUAACGAACUAUAUAAAUGCCAGUUACAAAUAUUAAGUCAAAAAAACUUUGACCAAAAAGUUCGUAACUAGCUUACAAACGUCAGUUACAAAUAUUAAAUCAGUUAAAGUUUGACAAAAGAUUUAUAACUAACUUACAAAUUCCAGUUACAAAUAUUAUUAUUAUUAUUAUUUUGAAGAAAGUUACAAAUAUUAUUUAGUAACUUGUUUUUAAACGCAAGUUAUUAGUUCUUUCAAAAAAAAUAAAAAUUAUUUUUAUUUAAUUUUAAUCUAACACUAAAACAUAGACUUUUCCUUAAAAACAAACACAUACUUAAAAAAUUUUAUUUUCACUUUCAUUGUUCUUUGGCGCGACACAGAGGUUCCUGUAUCCUCCACAGCUUCUUCCUCCUUUGCUCCAACAAACUGCUCCAAUCAUAAUUACUUUGUUUUUUUCGAAUUUUGGUUCAGCAAAAUACGUUCUAUAUCGUUGUUCAAAGGUAUGUAAUUUUUCAAAUUAGGGUUAUUCUAAUUUUCCCAAUCUUAAUUCUAAAAUUACACCCUAAUAUUGGAAUUGAAUUUUGUUUUUUAUUAAAGUCGAAUACCCUAAGAUUAUGUAUGAAUUUGAUAUACUCUAGAAUUGUAUUUGCUGCUGGUCUGCUAUUUCUUAAUUUGAUCUGAUUUCAGUUUCAAGGAAGGAUUUAUGUCUUCUGGUGUGAUUUUAUUUUGAUUGAGGUUUAAUAGAUAAAGGCUCUAAUUGGGGUACACUAGCCGAGUAUGUUAGGCUGCUGUUUUUCUCUUUGAAGCGUGUGUAAAUUUGUGUGUGCAAGUUAAUUGAGAUGUUUAUAUCGACUGUGAAUAACAAUUUUCAACAUAGUGCUAUAGAUGUUUCCGGGAAUUCACCUAGGAACUUAGAGGUUCAUGUGCUCUUAGAAUCGCUUAUUUUGUUAUAGCUUACAUAUUUCUUUCUUUAAUGCUGGUGUUGUCUAUUUACAGGACCACAUCAAUUAAUUCAUUAUUUUACUUGCUUGUUUGUAUAUGAUAGACUGAAAAUUCAUUUCACUCCUUACCUUUCUUGGUUUUUUGAUAUAUGGAAAAUGGUUGCUAUAUUUUAAUGUACUUGAGGAGCUGGAAGAUCGGUCAUCGGUGUCUGAGUUAUCUUAUUCUGAAUUUCUUGCUGAUCUUUUGUCAGCUCAGGGAAUUUUAUCGAAUCUUGAUGUAUAAAAAUUAUAGAUUGAGUAUUCAUAAAGCUUUUGUGUAUCACGGAAUUGAAUGAAGCUAUUAUACUAAACAAACAAGCGACUGAUUCUAACUAUUAUCAGUAUAAGUGUUAUAGCUAGUUGCUGACAUGCUAAAGCUGUUGCUGACACUAAUACCUUGCUAUUGUUGAAUUUGUUACACCUGCUGCUACCUAUAAGUAGUAAGACUUGUAACAAACUAACAACCAUCAUUAGAUCACUAUCCUUGGCAAGAUGUGCCUAUAGUUCGUAUCCGAAUACCAGUUAGCACGACUUAUUUAGCAUCCCUUGCUGCUGCCCCCCUUCUGCUGCUCCCGUGGUGUUACUCCCUACUUUCGAUCUGCUGCUCCAUUAGUCCAUUACUGCUGCCCCCCUCUUUCUGCUGCCUCCCCUGCAUUCUGCAACUCAAACAAUGCAAUGUAAGGUACUUGGUAUAUUAUUAUUACGUGUGUAUAUAUAGUUAUAAUAUUGUCUAUUUUAUAUACAUUAUAUAUAAUUAGAUAAAGCAACAAACAUUUCCAUAAAAUACUAGUUCAUAGCGUUUAAAUUUUGAUAUUUUAUUGUGUUCAUAACCCCUUAAAGCUACUGAUCAGUCGCACUUGUUCUCGGAGGAUCAGUUUGCUCGAUUAACUUCAGAAGGCUCGUUCUCCUUCGUUAAGAGGUCUUUUUAGCUAAGAGUUGAUGGCGUACUUAUGAGACUUCGGGACACUCUUCGGCAUUGUGUUUUUUGGAGAAAACUCAUAACAUGUGGUCCUUUGAGAAAGCUGCGUGCCGGAGAGAGUGUUCAUUCUGUGCCUUGGCUGUAAAAGGGUAUCCAUUAAUGUUGCAUUGCUUCAUAUAAUGAUCCAAGAAUAUGGUCUAAAAAGGCUUUAGAUGUAUGCAAUAUGUUACAUUAGCUUAAACAUUUUUAUUUGAUAAUUGGACACGUUUUGUUCGAGGAUCAUAUUUGGUGCUUUAUUUUGUUGAUGUAUGUAUGUACGAUUCAAUCUUUAUUUUGUUGAAUUGUAGCAGGUUAUAACCCAUUUGCCGAUGGGUCGUUUGGUAGGA